Messenger RNA from Tripterygium wilfordii, 1981 nucleotides. RefSeq names its product glucose-6-phosphate/phosphate translocator 1, chloroplastic-like. Gene Ontology annotation, biological process: transmembrane transport. Gene Ontology annotation, molecular function: triose-phosphate transmembrane transporter activity; antiporter activity; phosphoglycerate transmembrane transporter activity. Gene Ontology annotation, cellular component: membrane; Golgi apparatus. NCBI's taxonomy places the organism in Eukaryota, Viridiplantae, Streptophyta, Magnoliopsida, Celastrales, Celastraceae. The transcript is spliced from 5 exons. The coding region runs from base 444 to 1628 and encodes 394 amino acids. The record is from RefSeq and is a predicted model, not a curated record.
CAAAGGGUGCAACCUCUCACAUGUCUCAUGUUUGUUCGGACUGAGAUUUCAGAGAGAAGGGAAAGUCUAUUUAAACCUCACCUUCUCACUGUGGUAGCCGAUUCCAAAGCAUCCACCAAACCCAGAAAAGAAAUAUUUCAAAAAUUAAAUCGAAAAACCAAUAAUACAGUUUUUUUUCCGGAUUAUUUACGCUUUGUGCCUGUAUACAAUUCAACCUGUUGGUCCUCUUCUGCUUUGAAAGUUGACAGAGUCUGCGUCUUGAUUACUUUUUAUUGGGAUCUUCUCGUUUUGAGUUGAUCCUUUUUUAAAACCUCUGUGGGUUUUCUGGGUUUAUUGAUUUUUCAUAUAUACAGCUUCACUGUGGCACAAAGUUUUGUUCUUGUGAUCAAACAAGGUCUGUGUCAAGGUUUUAUUGGGGGUUUUCUGGGAUUUUUGUUGUAAACAUGAUUUGCACUAUUAAGCAAUCGGUGACUGCGAUCAAUGGGUCAUCAGAAUCUCUAUUUCGUAGAAGAUCUCCGUUACAAGUGCCGCGAUCCUCGUUUUCGCCGCCUCUACCUGCUCUAAAGGACUCGAAGACUACCAGUCUCGGUGUCUCAAGACCUUUACAUAUAGCUUCGAUCGAGUCUUUUGGGAUGUUGAGGCAGACCCAGAAAAAGGAAACGAAGCCCUUGAUCAGAUGCGAUGCUUACGAGGCAGACCGAUCGGAGCCGAUUGAAGAAACCAAAAUUGAGGCGGCAAAGAGGGUGAAGAUAGGAAUCUACUUUGCAACUUGGUGGGCUUUGAAUGUUGUGUUCAAUAUCUAUAACAAGAAGGUGUUGAAUGCUUUUCCAUAUCCUUGGUUAACCUCUACGCUCUCUCUGGCUGCUGGAUCACUCAUUAUGCUGAUUUCUUGGGCCGCCAGAGUCGCUGAGGCGCCCAAGACUGACUUCGAGUUCUGGAAGACUUUGUUUCCGGUUGCUGUGGCACAUACAAUUGGGCAUGUGGCAGCUACUGUGAGCAUGUCAAAGGUUGCAGUUUCCUUCACCCACAUCAUCAAGAGUGGAGAGCCAGCUUUUAGUGUCUUGGUUUCAAGGUUUCUGUUGGGUGAGACCUUCCCAGUCCCGGUUUACCUAUCCCUUAUUCCCAUCAUCGGUGGUUGCGCACUUGCUGCUGUGACUGAGCUUAACUUCAACAUGACUGGUUUUAUGGGGGCCAUGAUAUCCAACUUGGCGUUUGUAUUCCGGAAUAUAUUCUCAAAGAAGGGCAUGAAGGGCAAAUCUGUUAGCGGAAUGAACUACUAUGCUUGUCUUUCUAUGUUGUCUCUUUUAAUUCUUACACCUUUUGCAAUUGCUGUGGAGGGGCCGCAGAUGUGGGCAGCUGGUUGGCAAAAUGCCAUCAAUCAGAUUGGACCGCAUUUUGUAUGGUGGGUGGCAGCCCAAAGCGUGUUCUAUCAUCUCUACAACCAGGUGUCCUACAUGUCACUGGAUGAGAUCUCUCCCUUGACAUUUAGCGUUGGUAAUACAAUGAAACGAAUUUCAGUCAUAGUCUCAUCCAUUAUCAUUUUCCACACGCCUGUCCAACCCGUCAAUGCCCUUGGAGCUGCCAUCGCAAUCCUUGGAACUUUCUUGUAUUCGCAGUCAAAGCAGUGAUAAAGCUGGAUGCGGAGAAUAUAGGGAUUUUCAUCAUAAAUCAGAGAGAAAGCUGUGAAGAGGGAGGGACGAUACCUGCUUUGUUUCUUUGUUGUAGAUAAUCAUAAUAAUGAUAAUAAACAAUGUUAGGCAGUAAUAUUUGUUUUUUUUACUCUAAUGGGGAUUAGAGGAGUGAAAUCUCCAAUAGAACAAGAUUAUGUUCCGGCUCUCGUCCUUUUCGAGAAUCAUCGAUGAGUUUAAUAUUUGUAUUUCUUGCUUGAUUGUUAUCAGAAUCUAUUCCAUGCAACUGGAGAAUGUUUUGGUGAGUUUUUGUCUAUGAAUAGCACUGAAAAUGUAUAACCAUGUGAGCCUGU